GGUCAUCAUAGGACACACGUAUCACACGAACAGGAGUUCGCACUUCUUUAAUCCUCUGGAUAUGUUUGCGUGGAUGACUUCAGCCUCGGCAGUAUGGUUCGUGACAGCUCCUUUUACAGUCGACACCUUCUUCUUGCUGAGUGGAUUGCUGAUUGUGUACACCUCUGUUGGAAAGAUAAGUCCGAACGGCCUAUUUAAGAAUAUUCAUCUAUUCUACCUUCAUCGUCUACUUCGAAUGUUUCCCAUUUUGGCAACUGCCGUGUUUCUUCAAGCAUCUUUGUUCAACCACAUUUCUGACGGACCGGAGUGGUUCGUCAUAGUUGACAAAGUUGAACGGUGCAGGACAUAUUGGUGGUCUACCCUCUUAUACGUGCAGAAUUAUUUAACGCAGAAGUGGUGUAUUGGCCAUACUUGGUACCUAGCUGUUGACGUGCAGCUGUGGGUACUUGGCAAAAGAAAAUCGGCAUGGGUUUCGUUAACCUGUGUCACGUUGGCCGUGAUGGUGGUAACGACAACCUAUAACUAUUUGAACGAGUUCCCGCCGGCAUCUUUUGUACCAACCCGACCAGUAGAAGACUCUAUCCAUUAUUCACGAUAUUAUUAUAUAAACACUCUGACGAGAUGCUCGCCUUUCUUCGUUGGAAUGCUGUUUGGCUAUCUUCUUAACAUUUUCAAGAGCAAACCAGUUCAUAUGGCUAAAUGGCUUGUAGCAUUAUGCUGGUUCUGCGCCUUUGGCGUUUUCGCGGGUAUUAUCUACUCCUCAUAUGCCACUGUUCAAAUGGAUUGGGACAGCCUAUUUUGGGACGGGAUCAUCAACUCCUUUGCUAGACCUGGAUGGGCUGCAAGCCUUGGAUGGAUGAUAUUUGCAUGUACUCACGGCUAUGGAGGUCCCAUCAACUGGUUUCUGUCACUUCGUAUGUGGAAGCUACCAUCUCGGCUUUCUUACGCGAUGUACAUCUUCCACUAUCCCAUAAUAAUGAUGAUCAAUGGUACUUCUGUCUCGGCCAGUUACUUCUCCGUUGAACGUUUUUUCCUCCGAUUUAUAUCUGACUUCGUAUCAGCGUUUGUUAUCGCUUUUAUCCUCUUACCUACAUUCUUCCUUUGGAAAGGACAUAAGAAAUUAAAAAAUAUUGCGGAGAAUUUUUCAAUGGUAACCCUAAUGUGUUCCUUGUAA
Molecule: messenger RNA, 1174 nt
Organism: Leguminivora glycinivorella
Lineage: Eukaryota; Metazoa; Arthropoda; Insecta; Lepidoptera; Tortricidae
Product: O-acyltransferase like protein-like
Exons: 8
Coding region: 62-1174 (370 amino acids)
Molecular function (GO): acyltransferase activity, transferring groups other than amino-acyl groups
Source: RefSeq, a predicted model, not a curated record